AUGGGAUUUGGGAAAACCCUCUGCAGUUUAUAAAAAGGACAAUGGAUCCCACUAGUUCUUCACUUUUCACUUUCACUUCACGGCCUCUUGACUCCUCACCUCCCCAUCUUCUCACCUCUCGCUAAUUACAUUCACGAUGGCCUUCGCACCAAAAGCCUGCAGUCUUUUCCUGGUGGUUUUGCUGGGAGUUUGUAUACAGCUCAACGGAGCUCAACACGUUCCAGGUGCCAGAUGCAAAUGCCCAGGAACCAUUAUGCACACUCAGGAAAUCAUUGGUGACUUUGAAAUCAUCGAAAAUACCCACUACUGUGACACUACUGAAAUCAUUGUUACACUGGCAGAAGAUGGAGCCAAAAGGUGCCUGAACCCUGUUGGAAGAAAGGCCAUGUUUUUCGUCAACUGCUGGAACAGAAUAAACAAGGACAACACGCAAAAGAAGAGGUGUCUUAAGAGAAAAGCAGAGUGAAUGUAACGGAGGAGGGGAGAAGGGGCAUGGAAAACCCAACAGCUGGAUUUUCCCUGAAGUCAUGUGACCAAUCACACACAAGAAGAAUGUUGGGGGCUGACACUGCACUUUAGAGAGAGAGAGAGAGAGAGAGAGAGAAAGAGAGAGAGAAAGAGAGAAAGAAAGAAAGAAUGAGAGAGAGAGAGAGAGCGAGAGAGAGAGAGAGAGAGAAAGAGAGAAAGAAAGGAAGAAAGGAAGAAUGAGAGAGAGAGCGAGAGAGAGAGAGGGAGAAAGAGAGAAAGAAAGAAAGAAAGAAAGAAAGAGAGAGAGAGAGGGAGAGGGAGAAAGAGAGAAAGAAAGAAAGAAAGAAAGAAAGAAAGAAAGAAAGGAAGGAAGAAUGAGAGAGAGAGAGGAGGGACUUUCAGUUUCCUUUGUGAUUAUGGGUUACAGCACUGUAUACAACUACAAGUAUACAAGACUAAUUGUGAGACAUUUAAAUAUAUAUGUAAAACUCUUUAUUUAUUUUUCUAUUUGAUAUUUAAAUAAGUGUAUAUUAAUGAACAGAUAAAUAUGAUUUUGAUCCAACUGAAUUAAAAAGAUUUUUGACACAC
Molecule: messenger RNA, 1056 nt
Organism: Oncorhynchus nerka (sockeye salmon)
Lineage: Eukaryota; Metazoa; Chordata; Actinopteri; Salmoniformes; Salmonidae
Product: C-X-C motif chemokine 11-like
Exons: 4
Coding region: 137-466 (109 amino acids)
Biological process (GO): immune response
Cellular component (GO): extracellular region
Molecular function (GO): chemokine activity
Source: RefSeq, a predicted model, not a curated record